Molossus molossus (Pallas's mastiff bat) is the source of this 1322-nucleotide messenger RNA. RefSeq names its product growth differentiation factor 15 (gene GDF15). Lineage: Eukaryota; Metazoa; Chordata; Mammalia; Chiroptera; Molossidae. The record is from RefSeq and is a predicted model, not a curated record. Gene Ontology annotation, molecular function: growth factor activity; cytokine activity. Gene Ontology annotation, cellular component: extracellular region. Gene Ontology annotation, biological process: SMAD protein signal transduction.
AUGCUGCUGGUGCUUCUGAUGCUCUUGUGGCUGCCAAGGGGGGGCAUCCUAUCAUUGGCCCAGGAGUACCUCCCGAACAUCCUAGGACCCUGAGAUGUGCACUCCAGUCAGAGUGUCUCCAGAUUCUAUGAAGACUUGCUGACCAGGCUUCAAGCAAACCAGACCUGGGAAGACUGGAACCCCGACUUCAUCCCUGCUGCUCAAGUCCAGAUACCCCAAAGCAUGAUGAGAGUUGGACCAAGCGGUCACCUGCACCUGGGCAUCCCCCGGGCCACUAAGGGCUUCCACGCAGCCUCCCGCCUGCAUCGGGCCCUGCUCAGGCUGUCCCCAACGGAGUUGGGCUCGUGAAAUAUGACGGGGCCGCUGCAGCGUCUGAUCGGCUUCGGUGUCUCCCGGGAGCCCGCACUGAGCCUGCACCUGCAGCUGCCACCUGAUCGGUUACUGGCAGCAUCGACUUCUACACAGAUCCAGCUGGAGCUGCACUGGCGGCCGCGCGGGCGGCAACGCCGCAGCACGCAUGCGUGCGCUCAGAACAGCUGCCGGCUCGGGGAGGGGCGCUGCUACCGCCUGCACAGACUGCGCGCACCGCUGGAUGACUUGGGCUGGAGCUACUGGGUAAUGGCACCGCGUGAGCGGGAUGUGCGCAUGUGCACUGGCGAGUGCUCGAGCCAGUUCCGGUUGGCUAACAGGCAUGCACACUUGCUGACGCAUCUGCACCGCCGGAAGCGUGAGGGUGCUCCCGUGCCUUGCUGCGUGCCCGCUAGCAGUGAGCCGGUGGUACUCUUUCACCGCGACAGCGAGGGCUGCAUGUCCCUCACGCCCUUCGACGACCUUGUGGCCAACGACUGCCACUGCUUAUGAGUGGACCUAGGCCUUCACUGAAGGCACGUGCGCACUGGAGGUGACCUCAGUCCUUGCCUGUCGAAUGGAAUGGGCAAGUGGGACCAGAAAUAUCCUGUUAUAACCACUGCUGUGUGCGACCUUCCGCCCAAACCGCUGUAUUUAUAAGGUGGUAUUUAUUAUUAACUUAUUGGGGUUACCAGCUAGAGGACCAGAGGGAUGGGGAGGGAUGGUCCAGCAGGCUGUACAUUUAUUUAAACUCUGUUAAUAAAAAUGAAUCUGUCUGACCUGACUCCUGUGAUGCCCAAAUGGAGCUGGGGACCUUGGGAAGAGCCCGCUCCUCCCUGGCCUCAGUUCCCACAAGGGGCCUAAUAUAAGGAUGAGUGGAAGGGUUCAGUGAAUGGGCAGCAGGGCUUGGAGCUGACAGGCAACUGGAUGGUGUUUAUAAAGGACUCAAGUGCAGCCUGGGACACCCCUCUCUG